AUGUCGUCGUCGUCGUCGAGAACCAAUCUGGUGCCAUUCUUUUUGUUGAAUUUGGAAGGAGGAAAAACAAAAGUUUUGUUCACGGUGCCCUCCAAUUUGGCCUUGACAUUGAUUCGACACCCCGUCUUGUGCCGUGGUGCAGCUUUUGACUUGAAACUCGAUGAGGGUUACGAUCAACAAGAACCUGAUCAUCCGGGAGAACCAUCAUCCACAACCUGCUUCUUAUUCACUAUAUUCGAAAGCCCUCAUCCAGAGGCUACUGCUGGAGCUAUUUCGGAACGACUGGCAUCUCGGGUGACAGAUUCUUGUGAGAAUCCAUUAUCCACAGUCUUUGGAUUCUAA
Seminavis robusta is the source of this 342-nucleotide messenger RNA. The record is from the annotation of a GenBank genome assembly. NCBI's taxonomy places the organism in Eukaryota, Bacillariophyta, Bacillariophyceae, Naviculales, Naviculaceae.